Brenthis ino (lesser marbled fritillary) is the source of this 2349-nucleotide messenger RNA. The record is from the annotation of a GenBank genome assembly. Lineage: Eukaryota; Metazoa; Arthropoda; Insecta; Lepidoptera; Nymphalidae.
AUGGCUCCAAUACGCUACAGUUUGCACUAUGAAGACUAUUCUGAGCACUUGAUGUCUAGAUUUGGAAAAUUAUUACAAAUGCAAUCAUUGGUGGACAUGACACUUAUGUGUAGUUCUCACACUUUGCGUGUUCAUAAAGCAGUACUUGCUGCGAGUAGUGCUUAUUUUCAAGAAGUUUUGCAAAAGCAAACUGGAGAGCCGUUAAUAAUUUUAAAAAUGAAAUUUAGCGUACUCAAAUGUCUCGUAGAGUUUAUGUAUUGCGGGAAAACGCAAUGCUUAGAAGAAAAUUUAGAUGAGCUAGUGUCAGCAGCGCAGUUUCUGAAGAUAAAAGGAUUGUCGAAAGUAACUAAAGAAGGUCUUGGUAUAGAUAAUCAGAGCGAGUUGCCAGUUUUUACUCCACCGGUAGUAAUAAACCGCCCGCCGCAGUCUCUAAUCGACUUACAUUCUCAGGAUAACGUGGACUCCAAAACACCGGCACAAAUUGCAAAUAUCAAUCAACCCUCAGAUACUCGAACGAACAAGGAUACAGUCGUACGCAUACCUUUUGACAUAGAAGGUGGAAGUACAGGCGUAGAUUAUUCGGAUCCUUCCCGUGGAAUACGUCCGCGUCGAGGAAGACCUAGCUUUAAGCGAUCGGACACUUGGGAAAGCGGCAACACAUUAGGGCGAGCAGCUGAGAGAGCUUUAUUACGCAGAGAGCAGGAUUCUCGUAAAGCUAUCCACCAUCUAAAGCAUUUACAAACGAAACACAUGCAGGAUUACAUGGAUAGGGUGACCUUAUCGGAAGCUGUUAGCAGUAUAUGCAACAAUGAUAGCUCAAGUAGCUAUCUCAAUAUGGACAACGAUCUCAUGUUCAUGGACCAAUAUAUCUCGUCAAAUCCCCUCGAUCCUAUCCCAUACUCUAAGGAUUCGCUUGGAAACGAUACUAUGACAUCAAAUUAUACAACUGCACCAAAUAAUACAACAACAGAAACUUCAAACAAUGAAAUAAACACAGCGAUGUCACAAUAUGUAAAUGCUCUGAAAAACGCUGGAUUACCAACAGAUUUGCCGAUUUUAUUUGAAUCUGGUGAUGGAUCAUAUAUAAACGUUAACGAACAAGUUCUUCUAGAUAUGGUUCAAAGUAACGAAAUACAAUAUGAGGUGAUUGAACAACCGAAUAUUAUUGAAAAAGUUGCGGAUCCAAGUGAAAUCAAGAGCAUAGACGAGCUCUCCAGAUCUAUAGAGAGAGGCGAAAUUCUCGGUUCAAAGAAUUACCCAUCCAAUAACACUUUUGACAAAACUAAUAAUAUUCACGAAGAAACUAUUAAUAGUCUGAAUGAAAUUUUACCAGACAAUUUAGAACCUUUUGAUACGCAACAAAACUAUGUGGUUUUAAAUAAUUCUCUACAAAAUACCACCAGUAAUGCACUUGAUCAAGAUGGUAAUCACGACUUUGCAAGUAUCGAAAGUGAUAUGCAAUUUUUCACAAAAUCUAUGAGCGAUGACGUCAAAAAAUAUUAUGAGGAACAACAACUAAGCGAGACUAGAACAUUAGACCAGUUUUGUCCGAGCACGUCUCUAGAUACCAGUUUCAACAUGUCUCUGCUCGAUACAAAGUCACAUUACAAUACAGACGACUUAAAAAGAAAUGAUACUUGUUACGAUUUUAGUCUACAGCUUCCUAACGCAAAUGAUUUUAAAGAAGGUACGUUGGACUGUUUAAUGUCAACGCCAAAACAUACGCAAAAUCAAGAUAAUUACAUGGAGCAGAAUAUAGAAAACGGACUUCAGGAACAAGAUGAGAUUAUGAAAGAUUUGAUGAACAUUGAAAAUAAGAUAAUGGAGAAUUGUGAUGGAGAUAUAAUUAAUGAGAAGAACAAGUCGAAAGACAUUGAUAUAGACACAUUAAAUUCUGAAUUAGCCGAAAUAGAAAAAGAUCAUAAUUCAAAUGGUAACUUUGAUACCGCUGAUUCGUCCAAUGAUUUACAGUGGGAUUUUGAUAAUAUACAACCUGCGUCUAAAAAUAUCGACAACUCAAAACCUGAUAUAGAAUUAAAUACGCCCAAAUCUAAACCAGCCAGAUCUAUGGUUAAUUUAAAUGAUUCGAUCAAUCUUGAUACUGAAAAAUGGGAUGCUCUGAAUGAAGAUUAUAUUAAUAACGAAAAUGAUAGUCCCGAUUCUCAAAACACUGUACGUUCUACAUUAGAUGAAAAUAUACCAUUUGCGGUCGGCUUACUUCCCUUGAAGCAAGUUCAAGCAGACGACAGUUUGAUAAAGAGGAAAAGUACUUACAACAUUAAUACAUUAAACGAAGUUGAUGCUAAAUAUUUGAAACGUAAAAAUAAAAGCAAAAAGGUGAAUGUUAAU